AUGAUGAAUAGAUUCGUUAUCGUCUGUAUUUACAUUAUUAUCAAUUUAUCGCUCAUUCUAUCAACUCCAACAAAAUUAAAACCAUUGGAAUACGACAUCAGUCUUGUACAUGCGCAAUAUAUAAUAAAGGCGGGAUUGGCCAAGUCACACGAACUUGGAACCAAGAUGAACAUUGCCGUCGUGGAUGCCGGUGGUAAUCUGAAAGCGUUUGUACGAGAAAAUGGCGCCUAUAUCGGUAGCAUUGAUAUAGCGAUCAAAAAGGCGAAGACAGCUCGCUAUUUUGACCAAGUCACGGACGACUUGGGUGCGCAAUCGCAGCCAGGUGGACCAUUGUACCAGAUUGAAGUAAGCAACGGCGGUUUAAUUACCUUCGCUGGUGGUGUUCCGAUCACGAAUGAGGAUGGUGCUGUGAUUGGCGCAGUCGGUGUAUCGGGCAGUACAGUUGAAAACGAUAAGGUAGUCGCUACUUUUGCUGCUGCUGCCAAGUGA
Didymodactylos carnosus is the source of this 489-nucleotide messenger RNA. The record is from the annotation of a GenBank genome assembly. Lineage: Eukaryota; Metazoa; Rotifera; Eurotatoria; Philodinida; Philodinidae.